UGGAUGGAAAACCACAAUCUAACAGUGGUGAAUGAAUUCAUUCUCAUGGGAAUCACAGAUAUUCCUGAGCUGCAGGCACCAUUAUUUGCAUUGUUCCUCAUGAUCUAUGUGAUCUCAGUGAUGGGCAAUUUGGGGAUGAUCAUCCUCACCAAGUUGGACUCCAGGCUGCAAACCCCUAUGUACUUUUUUCUCAGGCACCUGUCACUCACUGAUCUUGGUUAUUCAACAGCUGUGGGACCCAAAAUGUUAGUAAAUUUUAUUGUGGAUAAGAAUACAAUAUCCUAUUAUUUUUGUGCAACACAGCUGGCUUUCUUUUUUGUGUUCAUUGGUAAUGAACUUUUUAUUCUCUCAGCAAUGUCCUUUGACCGCUAUGUGGCCAUCUGUAACCCUCUCCCAUACACAGUAAUCAUGUCAGAAAGGGUAUGUCAGGUGCUGGUGGCAAUCCCCUAUCUCUACUGCACAUUCAUUUCUCUCCUAGUCACCUUAAAGAUUUUUACUUUACCCUUCUGUGGCUACAAUGUCAUUAGUCAUUUCUACUGUGACUGUCUCCCUUUGUUACGUUUACUCUGCUCCAAUACUCACGAAGUUGAAUUGAUAAUUUCAAUCUUUGCAGCUUUUGAUUUGAUUUCAUCUCUUCUGUUAGUUCUUGUGUCUUACCUGCUCAUCCUUGUAGCCAUUCUCAGGAUGAAUUCUGCUGAGGGCAGACACAAGGCCUUUUCCACCUGUGGAGCCCACCUGACGGUGGUCCUAGUGUUCUAUGGGACUUUGCUUUUCAUGUAUGUGCAGCCCAAGUCUAGUCAAUCCUCUGACACUGAUAAAGUGGCUUCCAUUUUUUACACCCUGGUUAUCCCCAUGUUGAAUCCCUUGAUCUACAGUUUAAGAAACAAAGAUGUAAAAUAUGCUCUACAAAGUACAUGGAAAAACUUACGUAAUAUUUUUCUUUAA
Messenger RNA from Sapajus apella (tufted capuchin), 945 nucleotides. RefSeq names its product olfactory receptor 8K3-like. The transcript has a single exon. Gene Ontology annotation, cellular component: membrane. The record is from RefSeq and is a predicted model, not a curated record. Gene Ontology annotation, biological process: G protein-coupled receptor signaling pathway; sensory perception of smell. Gene Ontology annotation, molecular function: odorant binding; G protein-coupled receptor activity; olfactory receptor activity. The coding region runs from base 4 to 945 and encodes 313 amino acids. NCBI's taxonomy places the organism in Eukaryota, Metazoa, Chordata, Mammalia, Primates, Cebidae.